AGCUGAAGAUGCAAAGCGAAGAGGUGGAGUGGACGGUGAUGGGCUGAACCGGAUCGAUUUCGAUGGCGAACAGAAGUGCAGACGAGAUGUCGGCAAACAACGACGACCCAUCUCGGGCUCAGGCUCAGGCUCAUCCCGACGCAUUUCACGUGUCCGGACCUCGCCAUCUCGCUUCACCCAACUGGAGGCACCUCAUCAGCUCCAACUGGAAGGAUGGGAACUACAGAAGAACUGCCAUGGCUUGCUUCAUACAGGCGGUGUACCUCCUGGAAUUAGACAGACAAGAGAACCGGUUAGAAGAAAAUGCUCUAGCUCCAAAUUGGUGGUUGCCAUUCAAAUACAAGCUAGUUCAAACCCUUAUCGAUGAGCGGGAUGGAUCCAUUUUUGGGGCACUGCUAGAAUGGGACAGAUCUGCAGCGCUAGCAGAUUUUAUACUCAUGCGACCGAGUGGAGUGCCAAAAGCAGUUCUGGCACUCAGGGGGACAUUACUCAAGAGCCCUACAAUUCGUAGGGAUGUCGAGGAUGACCUCCGGUUCCUAGCUUGGGAAAGCUUGAAAGGUUCUGUAAGGUAUACAAUAGCACUGGAGACGUUAAAAUCAGUCGCCGCAAAGUAUGGAAGCAAAAAUGUUUGUGUUGCAGGGCAUUCUCUAGGAGCAGGGUUCGCUCUUCAGGUAGGGAAAGCAUUGGCUAAAGAGGGCAUUUACGUGGAUGCACAUUUAUUCAACCCUCCUUCUCUUUCGCUGGCUAUGAGCCUAAGAAAUAUUGGAGAGAAAGCUGGGGAUUCCUGGAAGAAGUGCAGAUCUAUGUUCACUUCGAAUGACGAAAAUCAGGCAAUUGACGCUGCAGAAGAGAGGAAUCCUUUUUUAGGAUUGAACAAUUGGGUUUCAUACUUUCACAGGAACAAGAAUUCUAGCACAGGGAUGCAAAAAUGGGUACCUCACCUGUAUGUGAACGAUAGUGACUACAUUUGCUGCUAUUAUACUGAUCGCGACAAGGAUGCCAGGAAAGAAGAUCCGGCACCUGAGAAUGGUCAUGUAGCAGCAAAGCUGUUUGUGAUGUCCAAGGGAAAACAAAAUCUUUAUGAAGCCCAUGGACUAGAGCAGUGGUGGUCCAAUGAUUUGGAUCUCCAGCUAUCUCUGCAUAAUAGCAGGCUCAUAAGCAGACAGUUGAGGAGUUUAUACCACCUUCCAGCCCCGCAAAAUCCACAGAGGAAGCCCCAAUGGCAUACAGAAGGAUUGCGGUUGCUUUCUCUUUGUCGAAAACUCUUUCGCUAGGGGGACCUGUUAUGCUAGGAUUGUGGUUGAUGUCUGUAUACUUCAAGAAUUGUUCAAAAUAAACCCAAUGUGACACUUUCCAUCUUCUAAUUUAAUUAUGCAAUUGUCUGUCAUCUCAACUUUUGCCAGAGUCUAA
This is a messenger RNA of Eucalyptus grandis, 1410 nucleotides long. RefSeq names its product GDSL esterase/lipase At4g10955. Bases 63 to 1274 code for a protein of 403 amino acids. The transcript has 2 exons. NCBI's taxonomy places the organism in Eukaryota, Viridiplantae, Streptophyta, Magnoliopsida, Myrtales, Myrtaceae. The record is from RefSeq and is a predicted model, not a curated record.